This is a messenger RNA of Lactuca saligna, 2478 nucleotides long. Lineage: Eukaryota; Viridiplantae; Streptophyta; Magnoliopsida; Asterales; Asteraceae. The record is from the annotation of a GenBank genome assembly.
AUGCCUCGUUAUGAGUGUUAUACGCCCCUGAAAGGCAUCCCCGAUACAGUUAGCUGGAAGGCUACAUUCAAGAAAGAAGAACAAACAACAACAAUGGAUCUCAUGGUGGAAACAAAGGGAAUACCUUUUGUAGAUCAGAUAGUUUACAAUAGGUUGACUUCAUCCCAACAGGACGUUUCUUCCUAUCUUACAUGUGGUACUGUGGAGAUGGUUGUUAAAAAGAGUAAGCUCAAGCUCAAAAAGCGACAUGAUAAUAACACCUUAGACCCUCCAACAACAAACUACAUUUUUAAAACCUUGAUUUCCUCCCUUGAAUCUCACGAGGGUAUCAAGUCACAACUCUUGAAAAGCACAUAUUAUUUGCUCGUUCAAUUAUCUUCAAAGCAACAACUUUCUGUAGGCAAAGGAGGUGAUCAAAAUGAGUUGUUCAUGAAAACCAAUGAGGGUGAAGUUAGGUUGAGUUUAAGGGAUUUAUGUACACUCUCCAAUACCCUCUUUAAGGAUCUUGAAAAGAGGUUGAAGCAGUUGCAUGAUGUAUCUCUUCAACUGGAAGAAGUAAAUCUACUGAUAAGAUGUUGUGUGGUAACCUUGACAAUGGCAUUUCAUCUACCCCAAAAACAUUUUUUGGAAAGCGGAAGAGCUUUUCUUCUGAUAUUCAAAAAGUUAAGUUUACUUCAAGUAGCAGAUAUGAAGAAUUCACAUUCUUCUUGUCAAUGCAUGUGUAUUGGUGAGAAUUCUUCUGAUUCCUUUGCUGAGGUUGCAUCUUUACACCUCUUUCAUCCCUGCAUUCCUUCUAUCACGACAAUCCUUGAGGUAUUUAUAGACGAGCUUCUGGUGCAUGGGCGUGUGAGAAAGUAUUUGCACUUGAUUCAUUCUUUGUCUCCUACUAACCAAUGUUUAUUUAAGCAUGGUCCUAAUUCUGCUGACUUUGGAAUACUGAUGGAGAUGAUAUAUUCUCAUUUUUCAUUAUCAAUAUCCAAAGAAGGGUAUCUUGAGGAAUUUCUUAAUAAAAUAACGUGGGCCCAUUCUGAUUAUUGUCACAAGUCAUUGGAACUAAGCAUCACUGCAGCCAAAAUUUUGCUGCAAAAUCCGGUUUUCCUUUCUUCACCAAACUUAUUGCAGGCCCAUAUCGUUUCAUUGGUUUCCAAUGUAAUUAAUCUUGACAUAAUUACCGAAAUGCCCUCGCGACCUAUCCAUCACUACCUUCCGUUAUUCGAAAGCUCUGUUACCAUGUACACACAACACAUGUCCAAAUUGAAAACCGAGAACCAUUCAGCUAACAAUAGUGGUAUUUCGGUCAUUUUACACACGGAAAGCUCUCGGCCUUCUUUCGAAUCGUGUAUCGAGCCUGAGAAAAGGGCGAAACUCGAUGAAAAGAUAACUGCAUUGAAUUGCUCAUGGAACUUAAAUCUACGAAGAGAGUUUUACAAGAAAAAACUCGACCUCUUAGGUUCCUGUAUGGAGUAUAUUGACGAAACUGCCCCUCAUGUACUUGACAUAGCAUGCCGAGAUGAGGUUAUAUCUUUCUUAAAAUGCAUGUUAAAGAGAGCAGCUAAUGAUGAUAACGACAUCCAACUUCCUCUCAACGGUGAUGCCAAUCUGCAAGAUAUUUGUCUUCUAGCAUCUUUAUUGAUGCUAAUGAGCAAUUCAUUGAUUCAAUCUAUUUGGUGUCUAAAAAACCAACAGCAUCAGCAUCAGCAUCCCAUGGAGUAUGAUUUUAUUUUGGGCAUCAUCAAAUGUUUCAAAGAAUUUAGUAUCCGUCUUCCCAUCCAAAAAUUCUCCUACAACGUUAUGGAAAGCUGUAACGAAUCAAGGCUGAUGCUUAUACAUUUUUUGGGAUUGCUAUCGUUAGGCUUUGAUAGCGGGCUUGAUUUUUUAGUCAAGAGUUGCAUUUCAGUGAUAAUGGCUUUGACUAAUUUAUUUGUUUUUGAAGAGGGUAAUAUCGAUGCCUUAAAGAUAUUAGCUGAUCCCAGAUGUUUAUCAUCACAAACAGAAACAUCUCUUACCAUUUAUGACAAGCCUCUGGUAGUGGCAGCCAAGUUUCAGAAGAUAAGGGCACUGUAUGUGAGCAGCAGUGCUUAUGCCUCAAAUGACUCCACACUAACACAAGGUUUGGAUCCAGAUAGCAUAGAAGAAACUUGCAGUGGGGAGAUGUACCUCAAGACCCGAUUAUUAGGGUCAGGUAAUGUGACUGAUUUUGAUGAUUUAGCUGACUUUGUUGAGUGCAAAAAGGGAAAGGAUUAUGUUGGUUGGUUAAAAGAUCGAGAUAAAUUUAGAAAACGGAAAAUAAGCAAAAGAGUGAAACGUAUGUGGGAUAAAAAGAAGCAAGCAUGGAGAUCUAUGAGGGGGAAGGCUUAGAUACAUUUCAUUCGAAAACUCUUGUUUUCAAAGAUGUAUAGAAAAUGAUUGUAGGACAAUUUUUGUAGCCCUUUCAUUUUGUAAAGUUAUUUUGGGGUGACCAGUUAUUGCUUAUGUGGA